AUGGCACAUUUCUCGCCGCUACAGGCACCACAUUUCGCAGCCACCGAGACCCCAGAAGAAAUAUCCAAACGCUUGCGAGAGGAUGAGGCGCUCAUCAGCGCUCAAAAGCCGUGUAGUUGGCUAGCUUACCAUCUACCGGAGUAUGAGACGGAAAGAGGAUCAGCUAUUGCCGCGUACCUUGCACCGUCUCUUGAUUUGAGUCACGACAUCAAAAAACUCAUCUACGAGAACAUCCUCAACAGGAUUCGCCGGCACUUGAGGAACAGUGGAUCGAAUACAACGCCAGAUGGAACAGUCCACGAGAUGGAAAUGGCUGAACACGCACUACUUCCUUCAGAGCUCUCGGCCACCCUAAAAGUCAUUGCCCAUCUGCAAGAGACCGCUGUAAUCCAGCGAGACACCACAGCUGGCACUAUCAUGGCUUGGUUAGAGGAGCGAGUUGCUCCCGUUCGACGCACAAACUCGGAAUUCGUUCCAAACAAGGCAGAAAUUCCAAGACCUCCACCGACACCACGCAAGCGUUUGUGUUACAUCUGUCGAAUGGCUAUGACCAACCCAUACCCUCCUCAAUCGUCCAUGUGUAUACCCUGUGGAUCUUUCAACCACUCUUCUUCGCUGCUUUCAACUCCAUCAAGGCUGGUCUUACCAAAAACCUUCACUGCACUUGUUACAGGAGCGAGGGUUAAUCUCGGCUACCACACGGCGCUGCGUCUUCUGCGUUGCGGUGCCCAGGUAAUCGCCACGACACGGUAUCCGCAUGAUGCUAUAUUGCGGUAUAUCGAAGAACCCGACUCGCAUAUAUGGAGGAAUAGGUUACGAGUGAUAGGUGCAGAUUUCAGGUCUGCGAAAGAUGCGCAUAAUUUAGUCCUCGAAACGAAACAAUGUCUGAAGCAAUGGGCUAACGGAAGGGACGUAAGGUUGUCUGCGUUGAUCAACAACGCAGCGCAGACACUCACUGACAGCGUAAAAAAAGAAGAACGUGCUGUGAAGCGAGAGAAUGAUCUGAGCAGACGUAUAACGCACCAGGAAUUGUUGAUUGAGGGGAGCUACAAAUCCAGAGUCCGGGGGCGGGAAUUGCCACCGAGACUGGAGAACGCUACCUCGAAUAGUUUGCCUACACUAGGCUUUCCAGAAGGGCGAACAGAUAACGUAGAUACCGCGGACACGCUCGAUCUAUCGCAUGAAACAACCAUGCAACUGGAGCCCUACACUAAAUCCUCCUGGGUCCAAUCCAUAUCCGAGAUACCCUACGAAGAUGUCGGUUCCGCUCUAUCGGUCAACACAUUCGUCCCCUUCAUCCUCUGCCGCGAACUGCUCCCCCUAAUGGGCUACAGCAAGGUCAACAACAGUACCAACCCUCCUUCUCCUCCUACCAAACCUCAAGGUUACAUAAUCAACGUCUCCUCUCGCGAAGGCAUUUUCGAAACCCACACCUCGUCAUCCGCUAAACGAGGUAAACACGUCCACACCAACAUGUCCAAAGCCGCACUCAAUAUGCUCACCGAAACGGAGGCAGAGUCUGCGUGGCGCGGGAAGCGUGUUGCUAUGAAUACGGUUGACCCCGGGUAUAUGAGUGCGGCGCCUGAGUAUGAAGAUGCUUUUGAGGGGGUGAGACCGAUUGGCUGGGAGGACGGGGCUGGGAGGGUAUUGUGGCCGAUUGCUGUUGCGGAAAUGGGAGGGAGGGUUGUUUGGGGGAGGUUUCUGAAACAUUAUGGGGCUGUGGAGGGGGAGGCUGGUAGGGGAUGA
Messenger RNA from Alternaria atra, 1746 nucleotides. RefSeq lists its product as uncharacterized. The record is from RefSeq and is a predicted model, not a curated record. The coding region runs from base 1 to 1746 and encodes 581 amino acids. Lineage: Eukaryota; Fungi; Ascomycota; Dothideomycetes; Pleosporales; Pleosporaceae. The transcript has a single exon.